Molecule: messenger RNA, 375 nt
Organism: Ogataea philodendri
Lineage: Eukaryota; Fungi; Ascomycota; Pichiomycetes; Pichiales; Pichiaceae
Exons: 1
Coding region: 1-375 (124 amino acids)
Source: RefSeq, a predicted model, not a curated record
AUGAAAUGGCUGUCCUUGGCCACAAGGUUGACGAACUUGACUCCCGUGUUGGUCUUGAGUUGCAAGUUCGAGCCGACCUGUUUUCUGGCCUUUUUGCCAAACACGUCGGCAAAUAUCUCGAUAGUUCCGUCCUCAGUAACAACAGCAAGCGACAGAGGCUCCAAUAAAGUGAUGGAAACGGCAGCAGAAAGACACUUCAGCGUCAACAGCACCUUGGAGCUUGCAACCGAAACGAUCUGGACGAGCGAGUCCUCUGCUCUCGACACAGCAAGCAAGUCCGUGUUGCUUUUGCACUGCACAACGUUGGUGAUCGAGGCCUGGUGUGAUUUGGGAGCAGGGAUCUUCACGUCCUGCUGGGACUCUUGUAUCUUGUAA